Messenger RNA from Sodiomyces alkalinus F11, 2268 nucleotides. Its product is annotated as phosphoribosylaminoimidazolecarboxamide formyltransferase/IMP cyclohydrolase. NCBI's taxonomy places the organism in Eukaryota, Fungi, Ascomycota, Sordariomycetes, Glomerellales, Plectosphaerellaceae. Gene Ontology annotation, biological process: 'de novo' IMP biosynthetic process. Bases 111 to 1895 code for a protein of 594 amino acids. Gene Ontology annotation, cellular component: cytosol. Gene Ontology annotation, molecular function: phosphoribosylaminoimidazolecarboxamide formyltransferase activity; IMP cyclohydrolase activity. The record is from RefSeq and is a predicted model, not a curated record. The transcript is spliced from 3 exons.
CUUUAUAGAUUUUUUUUUAACCUCGCUUCUUUAGCGAACCCAUCCCGACGAUCAGAUCCCCAGUUCUACCCACCCGAUAUUUACACAUAACCUUUCGGAGGAGUGCAAUCAUGCCGAGUCGGAAGAUCGCCAUUGUCUCUGUCUAUGACAAGACGGGACUGUUAGACCUGGCCAAAGGUCUCAACCAGCAGAAUGUGCGCAUUCUCGCCUCGGGCGGCACGGCCAAGCUGAUCCGCGAGUCUGGGUUUCCCGUUGAGGAUGUUUCCGCCAUCACCAAUGCGCCCGAGAUGUUGGCCGGCCGCGUCAAGACGCUGCAUCCAGCUGUGCACGCCGGUAUUUUGGCCCGCGACCUCGCCUCGGACGAGAAGGAUCUGGCGGAACAGAACAUUAACAAGGUUGACUAUGUUAUCUGCAACCUGUAUCCCUUCAAGGAUACUGUCGCCAAGGUCAAUGUCACCAUCCCCGAGGCCGUGGAGGAAAUCGACAUUGGCGGCGUGACCCUCAUCCGGGCGGCAGCGAAGAACCACAGCCGGGUCACCAUUCUGAGUGACCCCAACGACUACGCCGAGUUCCUCAAAGAGCUGGAUGCGGGAGAAAUCACCGAAGCCAGCCGCAAGCGGUACGCCCUCAAGGCGUUCGAACACACGGCUGAUUACGACACUGCCAUCUCCGAUUUCUUCCGGAAGAGGUAUGCUGGCGAGGGCAAGCAGUAUAUAGGCCUUCGGUACGGUGCCAACCCGCACCAGAAGCCUGCUGCUGCUUUCGUGAGCGGCGGCGACCUGCCUUUCAAGGUGCUCUGUGGAUCCCCCGGCUACAUCAACCUUCUGGAUGCCCUCAACGCUUGGCCGUUGGUCAGGGAGCUGAAGCGAGCUCUGGGGUUGCCCGCCGCAGCAAGCUUCAAGCACGUCUCGCCUGCCGGGGCGGCCAUCGGUAUCCCCUUGACCGAUGAGGAGAAAAAAGUGUACUUCGUGAACGACAUCGAGGGGAUCGACUCCUCUCCCCUGGCGCAAGCCUACGCCAGGGCGCGUGGGGCGGACCGCAUGAGCAGCUUCGGAGACAUGAUCGCCCUGAGCGACAAGGUGGACGUGCCGACUGCCAGCAUCAUCUCCAAGGAGGUCUCGGACGGCGUCAUCGCGCCCAGCUAUGAGCCGGCCGCCUUGGAAAUCCUCAAGAAGAAGAAGGGAGGCAAGUAUCUCGUCCUGCAAAUCGAACCGUACUGGGAUCCCAGCAAGGUGGAGACGAGGUCGGUGUAUGGCAUCACUCUCCAGCAGCACCGGAACGAUGCCAGGAUAGCGCCCGACAUUUUCGAGACGGUCAUUACGCCGAAGGAUGCAGGUCCGCUCCCGGUGGAUGCCUUGCGGGACUUGACCGUGGCCACGCUGGCCGUCAAGUACACGCAGAGCAACUCCGUCUGCUAUGCCAGCAGGGGUCAGGUAAUCGGAUUAGGCGCGGGUCAGCAGUCGAGGAUCCACUGCACACGCCUUGCGGGCGACAAGGCCGACAACUGGUGGCUGCGGUUCCACCCCCGCGUCCUGGGCAUCAAGUGGAAGAAGGGCACGAAGAGGCCCGACAAGAGCAACGCGAUCGAUCUCCUCGUCAGCGGCGAGCUACCCAAGUUUGGGCCGGAGCGUGAGGCAUUCGAGGCCGUCUUCGAGGAAGUUCCCCAGGCUUUCUCGGAAGAAGAGCGGAGCGAGUGGCUCGGCAAGCUGGACAAUGUGGCGGUAUCGAGCGACGCUUUCUUCCCGUUCAUCGACAACGUCUUCCGGGCGUCCAGGUCCGGGGCCAAGUACAUUGCGGCGCCGGGAGGCAGCCAAAAUGAUUCGGCUGUCUUUGCGACGGCCGAGAAGCUCGGCAUCACCUUCGUGGAGCAGAACAUCCGGCUGUUCCAUCAUUAGUUCUAGGCGUCUGUGACUUGGUUGGAUGGAGUUGGUUUGGUAGUUAUAAGGUCGGAAAAUAACAACAAAAAUCGUUGCUUAAAAAAAGAAACGGAGUUGUACUCAACGUACUUGAACGUUACUGGUAAUACAUUCGAGGUGUUUUUCGGGGGAAGGAGCUUUUUGUUGUUGAGAACAGGAGCUGGGAAUAUUGGUAAGAAUUCGCCAUCAGUUACCAUCAGUCACCCUCAGCUGAACCCCUCUCCAUAACCACACAACUGAAGGGAUAAUACCUACUUUCAGUCGAUCUCUCGGCAAAUAGAUAAUUGCAUGUUGGUUUCAUUUUGAGAACUGAUGGUACAAAGGCGUCGUCGGUCGGGACGUUUUGCAGGGG